CCCGUUAGCUUAGCGCUGCGUGCUAGCAGCAGUGGCCGCUCUGCGCUGUUUUCUGCGCUGUUUUCUGCGUCGCGUCUGGAGCCAGUUCACGAACGAGCGGGUCGCGGCGGACGCUCGUGCCUCUUACGGGCACCCGCGGGAGAUGCUAACCCGCUAGCCGACCCCGGAACUGUGCAGUGGAGGGGAGCUAACGGCUGCUAGCCUGCCGUUGGCUACUUAGCGAUAUAACGUGACACACCGAAGCUAGCUGGUCGCAUGUUUUUAUGUUUUAAAAACGGAACCGGCGACAUUGACGAGCGGCUGUUUUGAUGCGAACCCCCACGGGACGCCACCAGCCGGGUUAGCAGUUAGCUAACCAGCGCCUGCUAACCAGCUAGCCAACCCCUGGGUUUGUUUUGGACACGGUGGUUAACGGCGACGGGGCUAACGUUAGCUAGCUAGCAUCGGGCUACUUCCAGAAAUGUGGAAACAACCCUAUUUUUUUUAUGCGUGUCGCGUUUGCUUCCAGAAAGAGCAGCGACGUCACGUGUUUGCGGGAUUAGAAAAGCGUGAAAAACGAACAUGCGUUGAGCAGGAAGCUAAUGUUGUGCACAUGACUUCGGGUUCGGGUUCUGCCCCUCCAUCCUGCUCGUGUUGUUGACCUGCGUCCAUCAGUUGUCCCGGGAGAAGACACCACGUUGACAGACGAGCCCUGAUGUAACAGUGUUGUGACAGUCGUCGCACCCUCUCUACCUCUGGUCCCCGGUGCCUCACUGCAUGACCUCAGACAACAGACAUACCUACGAGGGGAAACUGCCCCUUCCUCCGGACGCCUGACGCUUGCGCUCGGUUGCCACAACCUCAAAACCUUCUCAUCUUUCAACUCAUCCUCGGCAGAAGGAGCGGCAGACAUUUUUCCACACAGGAAUUGAACACCUCCACUUGGGCCAGUGGAGGUGUCGCAGAGCCGUUUUUUCCCUCUUGAAUCUUUAAGAUUAGAUUUUUUUUUUUUUCUCCUGGUUGUUUUGUGUCCGGUUCUGCCGGCCGUGUGACUUUUCAAAACUGGGGCGCGAUUCAUGGGAUGCAACCAUGUCGGAUCUCAGUGAGCGCAGGCCGGUCAACACGGACUACGCUGUCUCCCUGCUGGAGCAGCUCAAGUUCUUUUACGAACAGAAAUUACUGACUGAUGUUGUGCUGCUGGUGGAGGACACGGAGUUCCCGUGUCACAAGAUGGUCCUGGCCACAUGUAGCUCCUAUUUCAGGGCGAUGUUCAUGAGCGGCCUCAGCGAGAGCAAACAGACCCACGUCCACCUGAGGAACGUGGACCCGGCCACCUUACAGAUCAUCAUCACCUACGCCUACACGGGCAACCUGGCCAUCAGCGACAGCACCGUGGAGCCGCUGUACGAGACCGCCUGCUUCCUACAGGUGGAGGACGUCUUGCUGCAAUGCAGAGACUACCUGGUGAAAAAGAUAAAUGCUGAGAACUGCGUCCGCAUGCUGAGCAUCGGCGACCUGUUCAGCUGCAGUGAGCUCAAGCAGUGCGCCAAACGCAUGGUGGAGCACAAGUUCCCCAUGGUGUACCGACAGGAGGCCUUCCUUCAGCUCUCCCACGAGCUGUUGAUAGACGUCUUGAGCAGCGACAACCUCAACGUGGAGAAGGAGGAGACGGUGCGCGAGGCGGCCAUGCUGUGGUUGGAGUACAACAUGGAGGCCCGCUCGCAGCACCUGUCCUCUGUGCUCAGUCAGAUCCGCAUCGACGCCCUGUCAGAGGUGACGCAGCGCGCCUGGUUCCAGGGCCUGCCGCCCAAUGACAAAUCCGUGGUGGUGCAGGGCCUCUACAAGUCCAUGCCCAAGUUCUUCAAGCCUCGGUUAGGCAUGACCAAGGAGGAGAUGCUGAUUUUCAUGGAGGCCAUGUCUGAGACGCAAGUUGAGGGCUACGUGAUGUCGGGGUCCUUGCCUACCACGGUGGUGUGUUACAGUCCGCAGGCGGAGAAAGUGUACAAGCUCAACAACCCCCCAGGAGACCUGCAGAAGGUGGGAACCCUCGUUACACCUGACAACGAUGUGUUCAUCGCUGGAGGUCAGAUCCCUCUCAAAAACUCAAUCACCAACCACGGCAAGAGCGGCAAGUUACAGGCCGUCUUCCGCUCGGUCGAUAGCUUCUUUUGGUUCGAUGCCCAGCAAAAUGCCUGGGUGCCCAAAACCCCCAUGCUGUGCGCCCGAAUCAAGCCCUCGCUGGUCUACUGCGAGGGCUACAUCUAUGCAAUCGGGGGCGAUAACGUCGGAGGGGAGUUGAACAAGCGCACGGUAGAGCGCUACGACUGCGAGAAGGAUGAGUGGAGCAUGAUGAGCCCCCUGCCCUUCGCCUGGAACUGGAGCACCUCUGUGGUGGCGCACGACUGCAUCUACGUGAUGACCCACGACCUGAUGUACUGCUACUUCCCCCGGGCCGACACGUGGGUGGAGAUGGCGAUGCGCAAGACCAGCCGUUGUUUUGCCUCGGCCGCUGCCUUCGGUGACCUCAUUUUCUACAUCGGCGGCCUCCACGUGGUCAGCAACUCUGGCAUCCGCCUGCCAACGAGCACCAUCGACGGCUCGUCCGUCACCGUGGAGAUCUACGAUGUCAACAAGAACGAGUGGCGCCUGGCCGCCAACAUCCCCGCCAAGCGCUACUCGGACCCGUGCGUGCGGGCGGUGGUGCUUCUCAACUCGCUGUGUAUUUUCAUGCGUGAAACCCACAUGAACGAGCGCGCCAAGUACGCCAUCUAUCAGUACGACGUGGAGCUGGACAGCUGGUACCUGCGGCAGCCCGUGUCCGAGCGUGUACUCUGGGAUCUGGGGAAGGACUUCCGCUGCGCAGUGGGGAAGCUGUACCCCUCCUGCCUGGAGGAGUCCCCCUGGAAACCUCCCACGUACCUCUUCUCCCCCGACGGGGCGGAGGAGUUCGAGGUGGACGGGGAGCUGGUGACCCUCCCUCACGUAUAGCUCUUAACCUCCCCUCCCCUGCCUCGCUGACCGAACCAGGAAUCUGUUACGCGGAGGGAUGAACACGAAGGGGGGGCCCAUGAAUUCUCUGAGACACGGAAAGGCUUCGACGUCGUCUGCGUCGCGGACGGUUUCUCGGGAGACGUCGGAGGCUUUGAACGACGGAGCCCAACGCAACAAGCUCGGAGCGAAAAAAGAUGCCCCUGAAAAAUACUAGUAAUCUGAAAAUUUCUUUUCUUAUUUUGUCAUUUGUGACAUCUGUUAGAUAUUAUUACAAGCCUGUCAUACUGUUUCUACAAUGUGAUGAUCUAAAUGUCAACUGAUUUUUGUGAGGAUGAUGAUGAUGAUGCACUUAACUGGUUAAAAAAAAAGAAAACUUUCUCGGAAUGACAAUGGCAACUGUACCAAAAUCUCCCAGCCCCUCCCUCCCCCCCCGCUCUCCGACCGUAGGCUUCCCUCUCUUCUCCUCUUCGUCUUCUCUUCUCCUCUUCGUCUUCUCCUCUUCUCGCACCACUGAUAAAGUGAUACUCCGCAAAACAUCUAUAUUUAAAUGAUCCAACUCACACUCGCUGUCGUCUUAAAAGUUCGGCUCUGAAAAGUUAGUAGCUCGCUUCGUGGUGGAGGUGAACAGCUCGAAUUCACUUUCACCAACAUCUCGUCGACUUUCAUGGAGAAAGUUUGCUCGGUUUUAUUCCACUGACCCAAAACCUGAUGCCUCUGAAGCUAAAGGACCUUGUGAAUUUCAUGUUCACUCCCUGAUUCAGGUCGAUAACGAACAGGAAGUGGAUGUAAGAAUGUUCUGAUGAAUUCUGAGCGGGGCGGCGUCCGUCCACGUUGUUCUUCUGAUGAAUUAAUAAAAUGGCAGAAUAGUGUAAAGUCGUUGCAGCCCGAACUAAAACCUUUUUAAGUCCGUAAGGGAAUUUACGACGCUGAUGAUUUUUAAAACUAAAUGUGGUGAAAAAAUCGAUUAAUUGAUUAAUAAUGAAAUUGGCUGUUGCCUCAGAAAUUGUAAAAACAUUUCCAUCGUAUCUUCUCAGAGCUCCGAAGCGACGUCUCCAGAACUGGAACAGACAUUUGAGAAGCUGGAGAAUAUAAAAACUAUAAUAACGAUGGUAUUACAUCAGAUACUGUUUUUAUAACUGACUCAAUUUCAAGUCCCAUUUGAAUCAAAUCACGACUUAGUGAAAAGGUAAAUGAAGUAAAUAAUACAUUUCUUAUUCUGCAGAUGGUUUCUUGCACGAAUAAUCGAUUUUAUUGUUUGUUUUCAUGAUUCAUUUUCUCAAUUUAAACGUCUCUUGUUUCCAAACUGCACCAAAGAGUAAGAGACGAACUUUUCAGAGCCGCCUUCUAAAGCCCCGCAGCUUCACAGACGUAGAUCUUUGCUCGGAGUGUUCGUCACCGACAGGAUCCGUGGUUUCCUCUCGCGUCGCAGACACCAGGGGCCGGGCCGUGGUUCCCCUGGGGGGGGGGGACGGGGGGGAAACAAGUGAGCGGCGGAGAGUGCGUUCAAAAGAGGGCGACUGCAGGUCCGGUCGCCCAUCACCUCUCCUCCCUCACCGCUCGGCCCCCAACACCCACCCCCUGUCUGUCAGUGUGCACACAGGUCUUCCACACAGCCGGCAUUGACACCUCACUCUGUCCGUCGUCACGCGAUCACGAUACUUGUGUUUUUCUUUCCACACGGGUUCCCUGCAGACACACGACUCCACUCAGUACAAACGUAGGUUUCAGGCUCAUGCAUAUUUCUUUUUUUUUUUUUAUUCCCAAGCUGCUGAAAUAUAUAUAUAUAAUGAAAUAUAUAUUUUUCAUAUGUUUAAAAGACAAACUGUUUUAGUGUGGGGGAAAAUAACCAGGUCUAUUUUGUAUUAGUGUCUUUUUUUAAUUUAAUAUCAGACAUUACUGUAGUGUGAUUGUGGGUAGACAUCCAUUUUCCUAUCGGAUUUAAUUUUUUUUCUGAGUGAAUUCUUGCUGCUGAUUGGUUGUGAGAGGAGAGGGCUGGCCCAGGGCUGUUGCUACGGGAAUCGUCCCAGCAACCACUAGCAGUAGUGGAGGGGGGGUGUGGCGGGCUACCUUUAAAAACAUGAGCACAGGUGCUUCAUGACAAACCCUUACUAGCAUGUCUGGCUGCAUCAUAUUCCCAUGGCACUGUAUUUUGAAUGAACGUUAAUUUAUUAAAAAACAUACCAAAAACGUUCCUGAAA
This is a messenger RNA of Hippoglossus stenolepis (Pacific halibut), 5168 nucleotides long. It is a transcript of the gene kbtbd2, whose product is annotated as kelch repeat and BTB (POZ) domain containing 2. The coding region runs from base 1069 to 2967 and encodes 632 amino acids. The transcript is spliced from 4 exons. The record is from RefSeq and is a predicted model, not a curated record. Lineage: Eukaryota; Metazoa; Chordata; Actinopteri; Pleuronectiformes; Pleuronectidae. Gene Ontology annotation, molecular function: protein binding.